Otolemur garnettii (small-eared galago) is the source of this 1486-nucleotide messenger RNA. RefSeq names its product nuclear receptor coactivator 1-like. Gene Ontology annotation, cellular component: nucleus. NCBI's taxonomy places the organism in Eukaryota, Metazoa, Chordata, Mammalia, Primates, Galagidae. Gene Ontology annotation, biological process: positive regulation of transcription by RNA polymerase II; cellular response to hormone stimulus. Gene Ontology annotation, molecular function: protein dimerization activity; nuclear receptor binding. The record is from RefSeq and is a predicted model, not a curated record. Bases 644 to 1486 code for a protein of 280 amino acids. The transcript has 10 exons.
GGAGAACAUGGCGGCCGCGGAGAGCGGCUGAAAUGCUUGUUCUUCAGGCCAGGCGAGCGGGACGCUGACGCGGUUCGCCGAGCCCUGUUCUCCGACGGCUGGACAGCGACUCUGCGCGCCUCGGCCGCCUGUUUGCCGUUGCUCCCUCGAGCAGAGUCAGUGCCAGGUUCGUUCUGCAUCCCCCUACGGGGGGACCCCUGCUCCGGAGGAGGGGGCCGGAGAGCCGCGGCGGCGGCGGCGGCCGCCUGGGCCCCGGGAGCUGGGCGCCUGGCUCGAGGAGCAGCGGAGGCCGCGGCGGCGCCGCCACGGUGAACGCGGCCCAGAGGCGGCGGCGGCAGGUCUAUCCAUACUAGAAAUGUAACUGGAAGUGACUCUGAUGAUGAAAUCAAGAACCAUCCGGAAAGAUAAUGCAGUAGAAACCUUGCUUCCAAAUGAAGAGAGGUCUGGUUCUUCUAUCAAGUGCUAAGAGACGACUAUUAUGAUCUCCAACUCUACAACUCUAAUAGCUUAUUUGUAUAAUUGGCCUUAAAUGAGGUGAGAGUGAAGAGACUAGAGCCAUCCGUGGAAAACAUCAUUAACCCGUUCCCUUGGAAGCUGCCCUCUGGAGCACUAGAUUUGACCAUAUCUGUUUUGAGAAUUCAUUAUGAACAAAGAGGUCUCCCAGUUUUUCAACAUGAGUGGCCUCGGGGACAGUUCAUCCGACCCUGCUAACCCAGACUCACAUAAGAGGAAAGGAUCACCAUGUGACACACUGGCAUCAAGCACUGAAAAGAGGCGCAGGGAGCAAGAAAAUAAGUAUUUAGAAGAGCUAGCGGAGUUACUGUCUGCCAACAUCAGCGACAUUGACAGCUUGAGUGUAAAGCCAGACAAAUGCAAGAUUUUGAAGAAAACAGUCGAUCAAAUACAGCUAAUGAAGAGAAUGGAACAAGAGAAAUCAACAACUGAUGAUGAUGUUCAGAAAUCAGACAUCUCAUCAAGUAGUCAAGGAGUGAUAGAAAAGGAAUCCUUGGGGCCUCUUCUUUUGGAGGCUUUGGAUGGAUUUUUCUUUGUUGUGAACUGUGAAGGGAGAAUUGUAUUUGUGUCAGAGAAUGUAACCAGCUACUUGGGUUACAAUCAGGAGGAAUUAAUGAACACCAGUGUCUACAGCAUACUACACGUGGGAGAUCAUGCAGAAUUUGUGAAGAAUCUGCUACCAAAAUCGCUAGUAAAUGGAGUUCCAUGGCCUCAAGAAGCAACACGACGAAAUAGCCAUACUUUUAACUGCAGGAUGCUAAUUCACCCUCCAGAUGAGCCGGGUACUGAGAACCAAGAAGCUUGUCAGCGGUAUGAAGUAAUGCAGUGUUUCACUGUGUCACAGCCAAAAUCAAUUCAAGAGGAUGGAGAAGAAAUAAGAGCUGUAACUAACUGCUGCCAGUUGGAAAUGUACCAGAUGCAGCAGACUGUCGAACAGCUCUGCUUUUUAGAAAGUUUCAAGUUUAGAGUGUAG